UAUGAAUUUAAGUUUUUCUUAAAAAUCUGAUUCUAUGUCAAUUACAUUAAAAAAAGGUUUGCUAUUUGAAAUUAUAUAAAGUACUUGAUGAAUUCACACAAUUAAAUGAAACAACAAAAGAACAUUAUGCUGUAAUUUUAAUAAAGGUGAUGAUUAAUUUGAUCACCAAUAGUAAAGGUAUAUUGAUGUUUUAAUGAAGAAAUGACUAUGUAAGGUCUAACACAUGAAAUUAAGACAGCAGGAGAAUAUUUAAUUAAUAAUGCACAAGCUGGUCAUGGCAGAUCAGAAUUAGUAUUAAGAUCAACUUAGACCAUUUAUUAACAUUAUAUUAGUAAAGGUUUGUAACACUCAAAAGCUGAUAGCAUGGAAGCAUUAAAAUAUUCACUUUUGGAAAUUUCAUAAGAACUAAUAGACAUUAUAAUUCGUUCUAAAGAUAACAUUAAGACUUAAUGCUUGAAAUUCUUUAAUAAUAGAUUUGUAAAUUAGAAUUUUUAUUUUAGAAAGUUUUGGUAGUUGGAUAUUCAAAUGUUGUAAUCUAUUCUUUGAUAGAAGCAUUUAAGGCUGGAAUAGUAAUGGAAAUAUAUAUUCCAGAAGGCAGACCAAAAUCAGAGGGAAUAGAAACAUAUAGAUAAUUGACAGAAAUUGGAUAUCCUUGUAAAUUAAUAUUUGAUUCUGCCAUUGGAUAAGUAAUGGAAAAUAUAGAUAUGGUUUUGACAGGAGCAGAGGCUGUUGUUGAAAAUGGAGGUAUAAUAAAUAGAGUUGGAACUUAUACUACUGCAAUUUGUGCUAAAUUUUAGAAGAAACCAUUUUAUGUUUUAGCUGAAAGUUUUAAAUUUACACGUUUAUUCCCUUUAUCAUAAAAAGAUUUAAGUGAUUCAAUUAGAUAUAGCUAAGAAGAACCAUGCUUUUCAGAAAAAUUGUAAUUGCCUGAAAAUAUGGAUGUAAUUUAAUAUAUAUAAUGAAUAUUAGUUUAUUAAUCCUUUGUGUGAUUAUACUCCUCCAGAUUUGAUAACAUUAUUAUUUACAGAUGUAGGAGUUUUUACACCAUCUGCUGUUUCUGAAGAAUUAAUAUUAAUAUUUAAUACCUGAG
Molecule: messenger RNA, 1090 nt
Organism: Paramecium pentaurelia
Lineage: Eukaryota; Ciliophora; Oligohymenophorea; Peniculida; Parameciidae
Source: the annotation of a GenBank genome assembly